AUGUUUUGCGGCUAUGACGGGAGGUCCUCCGGUGCGAAUUCACUUAACGUUGGUUUUUUUUUUGUUGAUAAUGCGACAAUUUUUGUUUGGGAUGCGGCUUCAUAUCAUGUUCAAUAUCUCUAUUAUAUGUUUUCAGACUCAAGCACUAUCCGGUGAUUCGGAACGAACCCAAAGAACGGACGAUUCUGCCGCAGAAUCGCGCCAUAUCCCCACCGGCAGCCGUCCUUCGACGGAGCCAAACAGUGAAGGCGCCGCCGAAGACGUCGCUGCUUCUGCAAGAGUUUCCGCCGAGCAGAUGAUGAGCAUCAACGAGCAUCUCAGCUCCAUGCCCAUGCCGUCCUGGCUCGACGCUCAAUUUCGCAACCCGAUUGUUCAAGUUCGUUUCUAAUAUCUUUUUUGACAACAAAAUGCUGGAAAAAAAAACUCGGAAAAAUCACGAGAUAACUUUGAGGAAGCUUGAAAGUAUCUGCUUCCCAUUUUUUCCAGACUUAAAAAGUCUUUUUUCAAUUUACCUUAUGUGAUAAUAAUAAUCGUAUGAAUAGGUUUAUUGAUCCGAAUUUAAGAAACACUAGUUAUCUCUUGCGGCUUUGAGAAAAAGAAUCAUUUUUCGAAGAUUUUUGAUCAAUUGAUCAAUUUUUUUUGUUUUUUUUAAAAAGUUAGGUAAAAACGUUUUUGACAAGGUGUAGACAAAGGGAAAGCCUGAAAUCCUUUUUUUUUUGAUUUGGCCGCAAUCUGCUCUACGAGGUCCCUCCAUUUAAUCGCUUUUUUUUCGAUUUCUUCAGUUUUUUUGAGAAAAUCUUCCAUACUCUUAUUCUCAGCUCUUAACCUAUAUUUUAUAAAUCAUUAAUUUUAUCAAAAAAAUAAUUUCAGAAGCUUAAUUGAUUAUGGAUUUUUAGUUAUAAUUGCAAAAAAAGACAACUCGAAAAUUACCGUAAAUUCUUGAUAUUGAUUCGAAAAAUAAAGUUGUGAAAAAAAGCUUCCAAUUUUUCUCCAACUACAAGUUUACCCAUCUUCAUUACUUUUUGGUUUUCCGUGCAAAAGUACUGUUUGAAGAACAAGAAACUUGGCAAUAUUCAGCUGCUUUUCUCAGCGAAAUCCGCCAGAAAUUGUUAUCCCCAUAUUUGGAACGGCGCAAACGGACUUGCGGUUCCGAACUAGAGACCCUCGAGUGAAGUUCCUUUGUGUUGUGGCGACGAACGCGAUUGCAAAUGUAUGGGGGUUCCGAAGAACAUUGGCGCCGUUCGCCGUACUAAUUCAACACCUCACUAGGUGUGUGCUUUUUUGCACUUUUCUCCCCUUUUCUACCCUUUUGCGCGACGUGUUCGUCAUUGAAAAAGUUUUGAGUGAAGUGAACUUUCGGCUAUACUGUAGUUUUCCUCCAUGAACUAAUUUUGACGAAGAUUUCCCUGAGAAUGAUGAAAUUUUUGGACAAAUAUUGGGUUUUAGAGAGUACCUGCACUUUUCACACUUCUGGAUAGUUUUUCAGGUUGCUUCCUAGGGUCAGCAUCGAGAAACUAUCCUUAUAUGACUAGGUACUGACAUAUUUCUAAUUGAAACUUACUGCUCGCUCUUCUUUUUGAUGGAAAACGAGAGGCAAGUGCGGGAAUUUAAACAGGAAAUGAUGCUGCGCUUCAACUGCGGCAGAGGCCGUUCUGUCUGCUGUCGCGCGUCUCUCCUUCCUUUUUCCCUCGCUUUCGGUUUUUUCGUCUAAACUGCCGCUCUUUUCCACGCAGCGUUUUUUCAGCACCUCCAUCAAAAUUCAUUUCGUUUUUACAACGUUUCUAUUUUCAUUAUCAUUUUGUCUCAGUCUUUGAUUUUUUGCCACCCUUGCUCCUCAGCCCCAUUGAUCGAUAAUAAAACACCAAGCCAUAUAAAAGCGAAUCCUUUUAUUCUUUCCUGUUCGAUAAACAAAAAAAACCAAGAAAUGUACCGCUUUCUGUGUGAACUUUUCAAAUUCAUCUUCCAUUCGAAGUUCACCAUUUUUCUUCCAUUUAAAGAAAAGUUUACCAAGUUUGUUUAGUGUAUAUUUUUCUAGCUCUCUUCUAGAAAAAACCUGAAACUUCAGAAAAAUUGAUUGAAUACAGUUUUUUUAACUAAGAAUUCACGUUGUUGUGGCCAACAUUCCUCAUUAGUGACGGCUCGAAACAGUCUAACUUUUUCUCUUCUUACUCAUUUUGCAGUCAUAGAACAUUGAAAAAGGCCGCCACCAAGAGGUCACAGAUAGCUUUUAGUAUUUGAAGUAUCAGCGAUCGAAGUUUGGAGGGUGUGUCAUCUAAUAAUUCCACAAAAAAAUACAUUUCCGAAGGAAAUCCAAAAGAAUCGUGUAAGUCCGAAAUCAGGAUCAGGAAGAUUUUAAAAUAAAUUUUUCGAUAAUUCAAUAAUUCAAAUAGUCAAACUUUUAAUCGAAAAUGUUUUGAGCUGCGAAAAGGUUUGCUAUCUGCAAUUUUCAACUCCUGCUGUUUUUCUUCUAGAAAGGAAUAUUCUAACUUUUCCUUUGCGGAUAAAUCGUUCAAGUUCGACAAACAUUUUGUUUUUUUUUCUGAAAAAUCUCUUUUCUUUGUACUUUAUCCAAUUAACUAUCUAUCACCCCAGUACUACUUCUAUCAACAUCUUCUGAGAUAUUUUUCAUCGAGCAUAAGUUUUCAAUUUCCGGUUCUCGAUUUUUCUUCAUAGUUUGAAGUUCCCAUUUUUGCAAGAAGAGAAAAUUUUCCGUUUUUUUUUUUCAAAUUCAUUAAAUUUGAAACAAGUCAGUGUCGGUUGUGCGAAACUUAGAAGGUGGCUGCGAAUUCCGGGCUCAUCUGCGUCCGCCCGUCUUUUGAGUGCUUUUUCUCUGCCCACUCGCUUCAUUUCGCUCUUCACAUUUAGUAGUCUACUCCACGUCGUCGUCGACAAGGACUCGGCACCAUGGCUAUCGAUUUUCCGUGUCUGCACUUCAUACAUCUUUUUUUGGGGUUCGCCUAGUUGACUUUCUUUGAAACUUUAACCUUCCUUCCAGAUAAUUUUCAAACGCCCUUCCUGUAGAAAUUGAGAAGAUCGUAUCUCUUCGCUUUUUUCACUUUUCCCCCUUCUCCUUUCCAUUUCUAACAAUUAUUUUCAUUUCCUCCGCGUUCAUAUAGUCAAUUUUCCCCUACUUGAAAACCGAUGGCGGCAGGUUGGCAGAAGUGACUUUUUGCGGUAACGAUGCGGCACUGGGAACGAAAUACGAGAGUGUAGAAAGGACGAAGGAAAAAUGCAGUUUUUCAUAUUAUUAUUCAUUCAAAAUAGACUGAAGUCAAAAUAUCAUCAAAUGAGAAUGACCAAAAAUAUAGAAUAAAAAAGGAGGAAAAAAAGAAGUUCAGUCUUUGAAUUCGCAUCUCCCACCAAAAGCCGCGUCGCGGCCGCAACAAGUUAACCUGUCUACAUUUCCUUUUGAGUCGAAACUCUCGUUUCAAAGCUGAAAGGAAAAGUUCUUUUACAGUCUCCUCAUUUUAUUUGUGAGCUUUUCUGUUGCAUAUAUCCGAAAAUUUUCAAAAUCGCGUCCAAAGGAAAUUUUUACAACUCUAUACUUGUUAUGAAACCGAACCGAAACAGUAUAACCAUUUUUUUUUUCUGCCUCACUAGGGAACGCCAUUUUGUCAUAAUUUGCGUAUUUUUCAGACUUUUAAGCUUCAUUAAAGAGGCAAGAUCUAUUGCGAGGAAAUUUUUUCUUGUUCUGUCAUCAGGAGAUCCUAAAGUACACUCCAGCAAAGUUUCAGCAAAAGUUCAACCGGGGGGUAAAAAACGUUUCCUGGUCAACAGUAAAGCAAGAAAAAAUUUUGAAGAACUCAAAAUGAUCCUAGCCUCCAGAAUCUUGAUUAUGACACACCUGUGCUUUGAAAAAUAUAUCUUGUAUUGUAUAGUCUGUGUGCCACGACUUGAAAUUUCACCGAACGACAUUCCGCUUUUCCGCUGCGUGUGCUCGCGAAGCGUCUUCCGAAUUUAGGUCACGCUUUCAAUUGAUUGUUUUUGCUGUGGGAGCACAUGAAAGUAGAGUACUUUAUUAAAAGAAAAUAAAAAUUAAAAGCGCAACCAAGGUUCGUAAAGGCGUGGCGCAAAGCGGCACAAAAUCUGUUUUGUUCUGGAUGAAAUGUGAACAUUUUUAUUUCCUUUUGCAAGUGAAAAUUACAGCGCGACCUGGAGAUGCUCAAUCUGGGAAUCGGCGUGAAUGGGCUGGGUCCGACUCCGCAGCACAUUUCGGCCAUGACUGCGGGAAGUUCGAAAGCCACCCCGCCGGUCACUCCCAAUGUCCACGCGCUCCUUCAAAGGUUCACAUUUGCGCUUUCUUCGAAGAGAAAACUUUUUUCCGGGAAUAUGAGAGCCCGCAUCUUUUUUCAUAGACUUAUAUGGCAACUUUCAAAGACAGAUUUGGAAUCAGCGUGAUAAACUACUUCUAGGAAACAUGGUCUCAUUUAGAAGCUCCACUGUGAGCUGAGACCAUUCCCUGGUAAGAACAGAAAAAGCUGACGCCUUUGAAGUGAAAAAAUAAAUUAUUUAUGCAUGGAAACACACUUCAAAUCGAGUUCCUCAUGAUUUUAUAUGGGAAAAUCUUGGAAUUGACCGUCUUUCUCUACUGAUCGUAACGGCACAGGUGCGAGGACAGCCGCGGAUCUUCCUCUUCGGAAAUCUCCUCAAAUAGCUGCUCCUCGUCUUGUUCGCCAACGACGGCCAACCAGGAAGGUCAUGAACUUCGACGGAACCGGCAUCAACGGGGCGGUUGGUUGUUUUUUUUUCAUCGCUGUGCCGAAGCUUCGAACUUUUUCUAAUGGUCGGCAGAGUUCUUUUUUUGUAAACUUUAAAUCUUAUCGUUUUUAAACUCUUUCUAGCACUCAAAUGUUUGGAAUCUGAUCAUUCAACAUGGAAAGUUCGCUCGUAAAAGAAACUUUUAUGAUUUGACAGAUUAGAAAUACAUAUAAAGCAAACGAACGUGUCUGUUAUCCACGGACUGUGUACGUUAAUCCACUCUGCUUCUGACACACGAGGCUUAUUUAUUUUAUGUUUGGAAUUUUCUGGAAUUUGGCAAAAAGUUUAUGAUGUAUAGUCUGUGUGCCACGAGUUGAAAUUACACGGAACGACAUUCCGCUGUUCCGCUGCGUGCGUUCGCGAAGCGUCUUUCGAAUCUAGGUCACGCUUUCAAUUCAUUGUUAUUGCUGUGGGAGCACAUGAAAGUAGAGUACAUUAAUAAGAAGAAAAAAAAAAUCAAAAGCGCAACCAAUGUUCGCAAAGGCGCGCAGCGGCACAGCGGAAUGUCGUUUGGGGAAAUUUCAAGUCGUGACAAACAGACUAUAUACAUUUUUCCUGACUUGAAAGACGAGAUGGGAAGUCAAAAAAGAAAAAUGAAAUGAAAUUUUCUCGAUAAAAAACCGCGUCGCAACUCUUCACUUCUCCCCAGUCUGAUAAUCUCGUUUUUCAAGUCGGAAAGGAUUGACCAUACCAGAUAAAAAUCCUGGAAAAUUUGACCUGCAAAACUUCCCGAUUUCUGAGAACUUUGCGUUGCAUCUUCAAAUAUAUAUAUCUGGUAAGUGGAAUAGUCUUUUGGCCAAAAUCUCAAAAUUCCCAAACAAUAAUCAAAACGAGCUUCCCUGUGAGCUGUUGUCUGUCAACCCAUUCUGUCCUCCGCUCUCCUGGGUUCAGCUUAUCAACGUGUUCAGACCAGUCUUCGUCGUCGGACCUGGAAGUCGGCGGCGCACGAACGUCUCCGAACGCUCUUCUCGGCGAGACAGAAUCUGACGGGAGUUACAUGAACUCGAUGCGGCACGACGGCCUUCACCACUCUCAAGAGAACGGCCAUCGUCAUCCCAUGCAGCCUAUGCCCCUGCAUUUGUGUUCGUUUCUAACCUCCGUACAUCGUUCCGCAGCAAGCUUACAGUAAUAGAACACAGAAAGUUGAGCUUCGAGCUAGAAAAAAAAAGAUAUAUUUUGAACAAAACCAAAAUGAAGAAGUUUUCCACUACUGCCAAAAAUCGUGAAUCAUGCUUUUCAUAAAUUUUGAAGACGACUAUUUCGUAAAUUAUUCAAUUAUGACAGUCACUAAUAUGAAGUUGAACGAAGUGAAUAAUAAGUACGUGUUAUAUUCUGUCCCUUCAACAGUACACAAUGUACUCCCGGCAGGUUAAUAUUAGUCAAAUGAAAUAAGAACUUUUCACAAGUAUUAGAAAGAUUCUUAAACGAAGACUUGUAAACGAGCACAUCAUUCCAGACGAGUAUAGUCAAUGUUUGCCGACUUGAAAGGCGAGGGAGGCGGGGCAGGGGGCGGGACGCGUAGCGUGUGCGUACGCGGUUUCAAAUUCGCUCUUUUUCAUUUAUUUUUAAAUUGUUUAUUGAGUUUUUUUCACAUUAAAAAAAGUAGUACAUACAAAGAAAGAGCUCUGACCGAACUUUUUGAGUAGUCGGUGCGCUAGAAAUAAACUCGUGCCAACAACCGCGUACGCACACGCUACGCGUCCCGCCCCGUCCCCCGCCUCUUUCGCCUUUCAAGUCGUGAAACAUUUACUAUAAUUCUAAGAAAAUAGCUAAUUCUAAUGCUGACCAGGUGUCUAAACGGAUGUAACCGUUAAACCCGUGUUUUUUCGAGACUAUUUGUGUCUCAGUUAUCAACUGUGAUAAAAAAAAAAGACAAAUCUCUAUAAACUAUGCUUAUACGGGUUCAACACGGGGGCACCCGCUGAGACCCCGUAAUUUCUGUUUAACCCUCAUCACCAUGAGAGGAAUCUUCAAACUGAAAUAGAGAAUUCCCGCUAUUGGCUAGGUUAUAGGCACACACAUAACAGUACCUUGAGAACCUUGAUGACUGGCUAUUCUAACGAAAAUGAGGAUGUAACCCACAGUGAAACCCGAAAAAAGUGAAUUUUCGUAAACGGGGUACAUCUCUGGUUACACUGCGGAGUCCACCGCAACUUUUGUUAGAGUAGACUGACUUCCCAUAAGUCCGGUUUUAUAAAUCAUUCCAACAUCGUCGGUUACAGCGUUCGGAAGAUGCUCAGACGGCGCGACGACGGGUCCUUCGGCGGUCGGGACGCCAGCUCCUGCACGUCGCACUCGCUCGGCCAACGACGGCAUGCUCAAGUGCCAGUUUUGCCCCAAAAAGUUCAUCAACGACCGCGCGGUAAUUUUCUUUCAAUAUAUAUCUGAGGCCUUGUGUUUAUAAUUUUAGUAAUCCAGAAAGAUAUCGGAAUAGUCUAAACCAGGCGCUUUGAAAACGCUAGAAGUGGCUUUCGGCAACUGAGCUAUCCUUUUUUCUUUUUUUGAUAAUUCCCUAUGUAUUUCACAACGGAAAAUCGAGCAAUAUCAGCAUUCUGAAUAUAUUUCAGCUUCACAAUCACAUGUCGGACUGUAGGAUGAUUCGAAGCCACGAAUGCGCGCAGUGCGGCAGGAGAUUCAAGGUAAAAUAUUUUAAAAAAAUACCCGCUUUUUCAUAUUUAUUUUGUUUUUCUCAUUUCUAGCCUAUUUUUGCAGAAAUUUUUGAUUUUGACCAAGUUAGUGAUUUGAGUAAGAUGAUACAAAAAAACAUGAGAAAGUACUAUGGAAAUAAUUCAAAAAUCUUUCCAAAAAAUAGACUUCCAGGCGCGUGGCGGUUUGCAACAACACAUGCGGAUCCACAGUAACGACAAACCGUACAACUGUCAUUUUUGCACUAAAAGCUUCACCCAAAAAAGUCAUCUUGAUCAACAUGAACGAAUCCAUACUGGUUUGUCCAUAACUUUUUUUUUUUGAAGCCAUAGGCCUUCCAUAGACUCACAAUGAACUUUUGAUGGAAGACUUUGAAGUAAUAGUCUUUCUCCCCAGAAGUCGCUUUAAUUCUCGAAUAAUUAAUAAACCCAAAAGCUAAUGAUUUUGCCGCUCUAACACAGGCAAAAUCCAAACGACCUCAAAAAUGCCUUAAAUAGAAGAGCCUAAUGCUCCUUUUUGAAUUCCUAAAAAGGUGUCAAAAGCUCACCAAUCCCCUUUUUUUAAAUCUUUUUUCCGUCUUUUUUGCUCCUGAAAAGGUCCUAUUCAGAAAAAGUCUGGAAAAAAGGCGUCUUUGAGGCUUUCUAGAGGCCAUUUUUUCCAAAAGUCCUUUUUGAGACCUUUUGGACUUUUCCCGUGAAUAUACAUUUAAAAAAAAGCGCGACGCUAACGGUAUCGAUGAAAAUUAAGUGAAAGAUCUGAAUGCAAUAGAAGCGAUGAAGUCAGAUGAGCAAUGAUUAAAUACUCCGCUGAAGUCUAGGCGUCUUCUCGAUACUCAAAAAAGUAAAGAAUUGAGCAAAUCGUUUCCAGGAGCGAAGCCGUUUACAUGUCAGUUCUGCGGUCGAGCAUUCCGGCAAAGGUCGCAGCAAAUGGGCCACGAGGCGACCCACGGGGCUCAGUCUGCCACGUCGCCCUCAGCCGCGACUUUGCCCUCAGGAACAGGCGCAACUCCGAGUGGCAGAGGCCGGAGAAGUCCGUUUCUACUUCUUUUUUUUUCAUUUUGUGAAAGAGGAAUCCCCAAAAAUGAAUCACUUUAAAUAGAAUUCAAGUCUACGAGCCCGGAUCUCCACUAAACUGAUUGCUAGAGUAUUUGGCUUUUUUUAAAAAUAGAAAGCUGGAAAAAAGCCGUAAAAUUUCCGAACAACCUAUCAUAAUUCUACUUGUGUUGGAAGAUUUUAGAACGAAAUUCGUUUCAAAUUUUUUGCUUGAAAAAGAUUUUCCCGCCCUUUCCCUCGUAUCCUUAUGCGUUCCGGUCUGCGGCGGAGUCGCGAAAUAAACGGCCGGAAAAGUAACUUGGGACAGAUAAUGAACUUCCGCAAUUCUUCCGUGAGCCACGAUUUAAGAUUUGAAAAAGUUUUUUCACAAAGAUAAAAAUAGAUGAAUUGAAUAAAGGCAUCUGAAUCUGUUCAGAAGGGUCCGGCAAAGCAAACUCGCGACAGACGGACAACAGCUUCAACGGCGUCGAUCCUGGCAUCAGCCUGGACGCCGCGGCGACAGUUGCAGCAGCUGCGAUGAUGCAGCAGCAGCAGAUGGGCCUCACGAGUGACUUGCUCGGACAGCUGGAGGUCUUUUUAUAGUUUUCGGAGCAACUUCUUCCACAAGAUUCCUAAUUUCGCUCAUUAGGGAAGAAACAAUUUCAAAAUGUACUUAAUCGUAUUUUCGCACUCUUUCCGACAAUUGUUCAUCGUUUUUCAGUAGCUCGUGAUUUCAGACGUCGCGUGAGAUGAUGGAAGGCCUGUCUCCUUCGACAGUGGCCGCCCACAUGAACAUGAACAUGACGAACACGUCGGCCAUCUCCUCUCUGCUGGCCCUGUCUUCGCCGCACGUCUCGACUCCGCACAUGCAGCACCACCAUCAUCACUCUCACAUGCAGCCACACGACAUGCAGCCGAACUUGCUGCAGCCGCCGCAGCUGCACAACGCCCAGCUGCAGUCCCACCAGCUGAGUGCAACCGACUUCCCCUCGACGCUUCAGAUGCAGCAAGCCGUCGGGCUCAUCAACGGUCUUCACUAA
Caenorhabditis auriculariae is the source of this 9475-nucleotide messenger RNA. NCBI's taxonomy places the organism in Eukaryota, Metazoa, Nematoda, Chromadorea, Rhabditida, Rhabditidae. The record is from the annotation of a GenBank genome assembly.